This is a messenger RNA of Chiloscyllium plagiosum (whitespotted bambooshark), 3193 nucleotides long. The record is from RefSeq and is a predicted model, not a curated record. Lineage: Eukaryota; Metazoa; Chordata; Chondrichthyes; Orectolobiformes; Hemiscylliidae.
GUAAAUUGCAACUGUGCUUAUGAGCUACAUGCAAUUUCGCAAUGUAAAGUUUGGUUCUUUUUUAGGAGGUAAUCAGCAUUUGGUUGAAGCACCUUGUUUGCUGUCAUCAUUAUUAAAAAUAAAUGCUGGCACUCUUGUUUGUAAUCUGUCUUCAUUAGACAUUAUGAAAUUUUUUGUCAUGACCUAAUCACAUGGCCUUCAUAAGAUUCACACCCAUUUCAGCAGCGACUGGAGUUAUUUAUUUUUCACAAUCAGAUUUUUAAAGCCAAAAUGAUAAAUUUACACUCUCAAAUUAUAAAUUAAUUCAAGGCAUUAUCCCAAAGAUGAACAUGACUUGGAUGAAGAUUAUGAACAGGUAGUUUUAAGUAAUAUAUAUACUUUUUAAAAAUCAACUGUUAUUUAAAAUAAGUUGUGAAUAUGAUCACUGGUCAUUUUUUUGGGGUUGAGAGAUUCCCAAAGUAAAGUCUAUUGGACUAAAUUAUGUUGCAUUCACCUGAUUUAAAUGUUGUUUCCAGUUUUGAGGUGCUUUAUUGGGUGAUGUCUACAAUGAAACAGGCCUGAAAAAAGCUGUGACUUAUAGAAGAAGCUAUGUAUUUAAUUAAACAAUCAGUGCAAUGGGGCUUCAGUAAUAUCAGAGAGGACCAAUGGAGCAUCGAAUGCAUUGACUGAUCUCCUUUCUAGCAAGAUGCAGAAUUUCUAUAAUUCUAUUUGAAAGCAUGUAUGGGGAACUGAAGUGGAAGUUUUAUAGAUGAGUGGUUAAUCUACACCAUGUGCUGAGAUAAUAUGAACAUGGGUUAACAAUGGAGGAAGUUGUCGUGGCUGCCAGAUGAUUUUGUUUGCAGCCUUUUGUUGUUAAUCCAGUAUCAUGUUGUUUUGACAAAAGAACACAAAAUACUGCAAGUACUCAGGUCAACAACAUCCAUGCAGAGAAAAAGAACUGUUCAUGUCAAGUGAGUUAACUUUGAUCAAAAUUCAAAGUUAGAAAAUUAAUAGGUUAUAUGCAAGUGAACAGGAGGCACUUGGAAAAAGGUGCGAAGGUUGACUGUUAGAGCUGUUCUAUGUAACAUUGUCUGCUGCUUUUUUGGUUCUUAGCAUUUGCAUUUCUUCAAGCUGACUGGCUUCCCAGAGUCACCCGCUCACUUGCUAGUCACCAGAGCCGUACUUCGGCUUUACGAAGUAUGUAUGGUGUUCCGAAACAAGAAACUGAGGGUGUCAUUGGAGAAUACCCACCUGCUGUCGCUGUGAGUAAAGCUGAGCAGGAUGAUCUCCUGCUCCUUCAGCCAGACCAGCCUGGAAACCCCCGUGUGCUCCGAGUCGCCAUCAUUGGGGCUCCAAAUGCCGGGAAAUCCACCUUGUCCAACCAGCUGCUUCGCAGAAAGGUCUUUCCUGUUUCGAGCAAAGUUCACACAACACGCUGUCGAGCUCAAGGAGUCAUCACUGAUGGAGAGACACAAAUUGUGUGUGCCCACCUUUCUCCUGAAGUUCUUCUGGAUACUCCUGGUAUCGUUCCUGCCAUCAAAGGAAAAAGGCACAACCUGGAGGCAUCCUUACUGGUUGACCCCUGGCACUCGGUGAAAGAAGCAGACUUGGUGCUUGCUUUAGUAGACAUCUCAGACCACUGGACACGCAGCAAGCUCCACACUGAAUUGUUGAAAUGCCUUACAACGUAUUCCCAUGUCCCAGCAGUUCUGGUCUUAAACAAGGUGGACGGAUUAAAGGAUAAAGGCCUCCUCCUGGAAUUGACCGCCAAGCUGACUGAAGGAUUCGUGAACAAUAAGAAACUGAAAGUAAAAUCCAAGUUCAAUUCUUCGCUGAAGCAGAAUGCUCUGACUGGAAAUUUGUCUGGAAAAAGUAGAACUGGGAGGAAAGAGUGUGGGACAGCAGUUGAAUCUGGAGCCAUGGACAACACGUCUGUUACGCAUAAGAGAGCCCCCACUGCCUCUUGGCAGAGAAACCUGGAGAUACCUCAUACAGACCAAUCUCUUGACCACAUCUCUGACGGUGAGAGCAGCAUACAGCAAUCAGCAAAUCCAGAGCCCAUAGGGCAGGAGAAGCGAUUAACUGAGCCGUGCAGAGGUUUGAAAAACCAGCAGGGCUGGCCUCACUUCACUGAAGUGUUUAUGCUUUCAGCUAUCAACGGGGAGGAAGUGGAAACUCUGCAGCGGUACCUGAUAUCACAAGCCAAGCCAGGAUCCUGGGAUUAUCACAGUGCUGUCCUCACUGACCAGUCACCCCAGGAGAUCUGUCGUAACCUGAUCCGAGAGCGAUUAUUGGAAUACCUGCCUCAAGAGGUGCCAUACAACAUCACUCAGAGCACUGAACUGUGGGAAGAAGGGCCGAGCGGGGAGCUCCGAAUUCUACAGAACAUCACAGUCGCCAGGAAGAACCAUGCGAAGUUGUUAAUUGGCCAGGGAGGUCAGCUGAUCGGUAAAAUUGCCCAAGACGUGGGCCAGGAUUUAAUGAACGUCUUUCUCUGUGAUGUGCAGUUGAAGCUGUGUGUGAAGGUGAAGAAGUGACUCUGCUAUUCCUUGCUGUCUUUCUGAAGUGACUCCUUGCUGGCCCUGAAUCAUCAGACACACUAUGUGAACCCUACUCUGUGUAUACGCUUUCCCCUCGAACUGCGGUCUGCUUCUAAUCAACCUCUCGCCAUGUGUGUGAGCCACAUGGCCCGAUGUGGAAGGCCCCUGCAGUUUGCUAUGAGCAUGGACCAAGGGUCUUAUUCUGAGGAGCCCUGUUUUAAUAAUGUUUUGUUAGCAAGCAGUACUUUAUUGCUGGGUAAAUUUUCUGAAGCAAGCUGUGGGGUGAGGUUGAAAGUAGCAUGAUGCUGAUGGAUCAUACAGAGGCUGCUGCUGUUAGAUGUUUUCCUGUGAUCGUGCCAGACACGGGGUCCUGAGGAAGGUGUAACACAGUUGGUAUGCUGAGUUUAAACCAAUAUCCUCUUAUCAUUCACUCUCAGCGAGAGAUUGGCAUUUAUUGUCUGUCUGUAAAAAUCUGAGAUGGGAUUUCGGUUAAAACUGAGGAGUUUGCUGGGAUGCUUCGGGGGGUUCAGUUAGCUUAGUUACCUGGAUUGCAGUGCAGAGUGAGUGAGGGUUCACUUCCUGCACUGGCUGAGGUUAACAUGAAGGGCACACCAUCUCGACCUCUCCCCUUGACCCUCCAAUUAAACCACCACCAGUCACCUUGAGUGCUCUCC